ACUCUUCCCCUUUCAGCUUAACCCUAAACCCCCAUUUGUGUGUCCCUUUUAUAAUACCCCAUCAGUCCUCCUUCUUCAUCACCUACAGAGAUGCCUUUCUUCACAUCUAUGUUUUUCCCUGUCCUGUACCUCUUAUUCUGCACAGAAAACCCAUCCUGAGUUCUGUGCCGCACAGUUGUUUCUUACCUCCCCCUGUUUCCUCUGUUUCUCUGGAUUUAUCACUCUUCCUUGGUUUCUCCUCCUUCUCUUUGAUACCCAGAUCGUUUUUUCUGGUUUUAAAGAGUUUUGGAGAAUACCCAUAUUGUUUUAGGUCUUGUUCUUAGUUGGAUAGUGUUGGUUUGAUAUUUUUCUCCAUUGGGAUUGGAGAAUUCUAGUAGAAUUUUGAUCCUGAAUGGGGAUUGAGGCUAAGCUGGCUGAAAUUAAAGGGAAAGAGUUAUCCAAAUUUCCAGAGGAAACGCGUGCCAAUAGCAUUACCAAUUCAAAUACCAGGAGGAACAGAACUAGUUCGAAAUCGAAUCAGAAAGGGAAGAAGAACAAGAGGCGGCAGAAGAAGAUGGCAGUUUCCCCAGUUCAGAGGCUGUACGAUACCUGCAAAGAAGUAUUUGCCUCUUGUGGGGCUGGAAUUGUCCCCUCCCCUGAGGAUAUCGAACGGUUACAGACAGUUUUGGAUGAAAUUAAACCAAAAGAUGUUGGUCUUACUCCAGGUAUGCCAGAUUUCUGUGCAGUGGGAACUGGGCGAACCCCACCAAUAACGUACCAACACAUUUUUGAAUGUGACAAGUUUUCCAUGGGGAUCUUUUGUCUGCCACCAUCUGGUGUCAUUCCUCUACACGAUCACCCUGAGAUGACAGUUUUCAGUAAGCUCCUCUUCGGGACCAUGCACAUCAAAUCUUAUGACUGGGUGGGUGAUGGACCUUGCAACACUUCAGCAGUUAUGGGUUCUUCACAGACACAGAGUCAGCAACCUGAAGUCCGGUUGGCCAAGGUUAAGGUUAACUCCAACUUCACUGCUCCUUGCAAAACCUCUAUCCUUUUCCCAGCUGACGGAGGCAAUAUGCAUUGCUUCACAGCCGUGACAGCCUGUGCGGUGCUAGAUGUGCUUGGCCCUCCAUACGAUGAUCUUAGAGGACGGCCCUGCACCUACUACCGUGAAUUUCCCUUCUCCAAGUUCUCAGUUGAUGGCGUAUCAGUACCUGAAGCAGAUAAGGAUGUUCAUGGAUGGCUUCAGGAGAGAAAGGGGAAACUGGAGGACUUGGUUGUCACUGGAGCAACGUACAGAGGUCCAGCAAUCGUGGAGAAUUGAUUAUAAAGCCAUCAGAAAAAAAAAAAAAAAUUGUUGCAAUACUCUGCAUCUUCUCAACCAUGUACUUUCAGCUACUCAUGCAACAACAGGAAUUUUUCUUCCUUUCUUUUUUUUUCCCUGUUUCUUUCUCCUGAGUGGGACAUCACAUCAACAAAGAGCAGUACUCUCUGCUUUUCCCUUUUUACAAUCCUACAGUUUCUGUACAUAAAAGGGUAAAAAAAAGUAAACGAAACUGUUGAUUAGUGGUCCGACAGGCACUGUUGUAGCUUAACGAGGGAAAACGGAAAAUGAUAAAAAUGGGGUUCUUUUACGAGCAUGUCUGUCUCCAUUAUCCAAAAUUGAAACUGUAUCCAUGGUAGGUGUAUGUGAAUGAAACUGCUUGGCCAUU
Molecule: messenger RNA, 1691 nt
Organism: Rubroshorea leprosula
Lineage: Eukaryota; Viridiplantae; Streptophyta; Magnoliopsida; Malvales; Dipterocarpaceae
Source: the annotation of a GenBank genome assembly